CUCAUCUCCCUUUACCCUACUGCCGCUUCCUCAAUUUCUCAUGUUCUUUGUGUUUCCUUUCUUUUCUUUGAUCUUCUAAAAUUCUAUAAUGACGAAAACCUUAGCUUGCUUUGUUCUCUCAGCUCUCAUCGUAAGCUGCGCUCUCGGCCAGGCUCCAAGUUCCGCCCCGACCAAGUCACCGCGGUCUUCUUCUCCGACUCCAGCUCCCAAGGUUUCCCCAACCACGUCUCCCACCGCUACUCCAACCGCUUCGCCGCCGUCAAUAGCCACCACUCCAGCCCCAGAAUCUUCUCCAACUUCCUCUCCCCCGGCCCCUCCUAUGUCUCCGGCUGGUUCUCCGACCGUCGGUGCUUCUCCCACUGGCGCUAUCACUCCAUCCUCCAUCAGCGGGUCACCUGGAGCAUCUCCAACAUCUUCUCCGAACGCCGCCGCUUUGAAUAUAGCCGCCGUCGCUGGAUCCGGCGUUGCAGCUGUUUUUGCAGCAGUCGCUUUGUUCGCUUAGAUCUGAUAUUUUCGGAUUGUAGGAUUUGAAUUUGAUCGAUUUUUUUACUUUAGGGUCAUUUUUAGAUUCUCAUAUUGAGUUUUAGUAGCGUAUUUCUUUUUAUUUUGACGGGGUUGAUUUUAUAUAUUGAUAGGCUGGAGCUAUAUUUACCGUUGAGAUUUGGUUGUAGUUUAUCGUUGUUGGUUAUUAUAAUUAAUAAUAUGCUCUUAUGUAUUAAUUAAA
This is a messenger RNA of Hibiscus syriacus, 724 nucleotides long. Its product is annotated as classical arabinogalactan protein 5-like. Lineage: Eukaryota; Viridiplantae; Streptophyta; Magnoliopsida; Malvales; Malvaceae. The coding region runs from base 89 to 502 and encodes 137 amino acids. The transcript has a single exon. The record is from RefSeq and is a predicted model, not a curated record.